ACGAAGCACAGAGAUAAAACCACUGUGCAUCUAUCCCAAAUUUUAACCUCAUUUUUUUCAUCGACAACGAUGGAGCAAGCAUUGAGACAUAAAUUAGAGAAACCACACGAGUUAGAGAUACAGCAAAAGUCACCACUGGCGUCGGGGGAAGGGACAUCACAGGAGUCACGACAGGAACCAGAGAAGUUAGUCACGAGAAAAGAUUCGAAAAAGACUGUAAAGGUGAAAUUUGGAACUUGGAAUGUUGGUAGCAUGAAGUUGAAAAAUGAUGGUGAGAUUGUUGUUCCCAACGGAGGAAGGUCAUUAAAUAUGACUAAGUUCAUGGAGAAUAAGGAGCUUAAGGCUCUAAGUGUGCAAGAGACUAAAUUGGUUGGGGAAGGUGAAGUAAUACUGGAUGAAGAAUUUGGGGGGGAAUAUAAAAUGUACUACAUAGGGGAAAGUACAAGGAAAAAUGGGGUAGGAAUUAUUCUCCAUUCAGAUCUGCAGAAGAAUGUCAAGGUCGACCGUGUCAGUGACAGGCUCAUAGUAUUAACUUUUAUGAAAUAUGAUAAAGUAUGGCAUAUCAUCUCUGCAUAUGCCCCUCACCAAGGGCAUUCGGCAGCUGUUAAGAGAAAGUUUAUGGAGGAAUUAGAGGAAUAUGUAAGACUUUUUCCAGAAAGUGACAUAAUAGUUUUAUGUGGAGACAUGAAUGCCCAUGUAGGUGAGAGUUCUGAUGGGUAUGAAGGCGUACAUGGAGGAAGUGGUUUUGGAAUAAGAAACCCGGAAGGUGGAAGAUUGUUGAAAUUAGCAAAAACUUUGAAUAUGGCGGUCGUGAAUACAUACUUUGAGAAAGAAGGAAGGUAUCGGAUAACAUACAAAAAUAAUAAAAAUGAGACACAAACUGAUCAUAUUUUGCUUGGGAAGGACCACCUGGGAUUCAUUGAGGAUUGUGAGGCUAUUCCAGAUGGAUUUGAUGAAAUUCUACAACAUAAACUGUUAGUGGCAGAGUUUUUGGUUAAAAACGACAAUGAAGGGGAGGAUCAGAACCUCUUCGAUUUUUCGGAUAAAAACAACAAUGUAGGGGAGGAUCAGAACCUGGAUGAAAACAACAAUGAAUGGUAGGAUCAGAACCGUGUCGAUUUUUCGGAUAAAAACAACAAUGAAUGGGAGGAUCAGAACCUCGUCGAUUUUUCGGAUGAAAACAACAAUGUAGGGGAGGAUCAUAACUUCGUCUCUAAUUGAUAGCCAAUGUAUCUAAACAACGGACUUCAAAGUCCUGCCGAACUAGCACACAUUCAACUUCCACCAUGUGAUUUCCUUGGCUGCCUUUCUGUGCGCGCGUGUGUGUGUUCCGCCUCGUUAUUUAUGUAUUGAAUUAAGUAUUUUUCUUUAGGUUUUUCCCCUGAAUCAACUUUAGUAUCGGGUAUAUGGGUAUGAGUAUUGGUGUGGUACAGGUAUGGAUGUGGUAUGGAUAUGGGUAGAGAUAUGGUAAGGAUGUUGGUAUGGGUGAUAGAGGUCUUAUUCUUUCUUUGGAUAUUUUCCCACUUCUAUGUGGGGGACAAUGUUUCUAACAGCUUUCCUCCACCUGCAUCACUCUCCUCCCUACAUAUGUCUGUCUCAUUACUUCUCCUCACAUGGCCACACCACUGCAAUCUUCUUUCCUGGUCCUUCUUUGAUAGUUCUACGACUUUAGUAGUUCCUCUUAUUCUUUCAUUUUUAAUCCUGUCCAUUUUUGUUACUGCACACAUCCACCCAUACCAAUAUCCAUAGUCAUACAAUACCCAUAUCUGUACCAUACCCAUACCUGUACCAAUAUCCAUACCCGUAUCCUGAGCCUUUUCAUCUCUACCACAGCGAUGCCGUUUUUUUUUGUUUUUUUCACAACAUUGGCUUUUAGCAGUGUUACCAUAAGCAAUUCUUCUGAUUAUUUUUUUACGUUAUUUAUGAUUUAAUGGUUAGAAUCAGGAAAAUUUACUGAUUAGAAUGGGUAUUUUCCGAUGUAGAAUUAUUUUCUGUGACGUGAAAAAACUGCACAUCACUAGCUUAGCAUAAAGUAUUUUUGACGAAGAAAAAUAAAGGAUUUCAAUCAAAUUCAUUUCUAUAAAUAAGCAGGAUAUAUUUUAUAACUUUAUUUUCAUUAUAAAACAUAAAAAGGCAAAGUGAAUAUAUUUCUUUUGGAACGGAGGUGCACUGACAUGGCUUGUGAAUACUACUAUCGCAACUUCAUUUUUGGCUGGUGCAGUAUAUCUGCUUUUGUGUUUCCCUUUGCCGAUUCUCAUUAGCUUGCUUCUCGGACU
Macrobrachium nipponense is the source of this 2276-nucleotide messenger RNA. RefSeq lists its product as uncharacterized. The record is from RefSeq and is a predicted model, not a curated record. The transcript is spliced from 2 exons. NCBI's taxonomy places the organism in Eukaryota, Metazoa, Arthropoda, Malacostraca, Decapoda, Palaemonidae. Gene Ontology annotation, cellular component: nucleus. The coding region runs from base 70 to 1101 and encodes 343 amino acids. Gene Ontology annotation, biological process: chromatin remodeling.